Messenger RNA from Sugiyamaella lignohabitans, 2277 nucleotides. RefSeq names its product protein phosphatase 2A regulatory subunit RTS1 (gene RTS1). The transcript is spliced from 2 exons. The record is from RefSeq and is a predicted model, not a curated record. Gene Ontology annotation, biological process: signal transduction. Gene Ontology annotation, cellular component: protein phosphatase type 2A complex. Gene Ontology annotation, molecular function: protein phosphatase regulator activity. Bases 1 to 2277 code for a protein of 758 amino acids. Lineage: Eukaryota; Fungi; Ascomycota; Dipodascomycetes; Dipodascales; Trichomonascaceae.
AUGGUUGGUAUCUAUCCGUUUCACGAUAAGCUUGCAAAGUCUCAUUCACAUGAACAGCUGAGACAGCAGCAACAGUCUGGUGGAGCAGGGGAAGCAGGCCAGGACCAGUCUGGUGGGAAUGGAAGGAGCGCCAUUGAGAUUGUCAAGGGAGAUGGCAAUUCACCAGGUGGCAGUAGCAAUAGUAGUGGGUCGAAUAGUGGAGGAGUAAGAGGCAGUGGAUCAGGACUAGGGGCCAGCUCUGGCAGCAGUGGUAGCAAGAGUCCUUCAGCAUCAACUCCGCCAUCAAGCCAGGCUGGUGCUUUGACCGGGUCAGGAUCUGGAUCAGGACCUGGAUCUGGGUCUGCCUCUCCAGCAGUAGUUGUAACGACGCCAGUUUCGUCUGCCACUGUUGCAGCUACCGCUUCUGAUAAUAUCCCUACAAUCUCAUUAGAUCCAAGACAGACUCCAGGAGUGGGAGCUCAGCUGUCGCCAUCUUUCAUUGGAAUUGGUGGUAAUAACAGUGGCCCGACCUCACCCUCUAGUGGAGGUGGAGGCAGUCCAGGAAGUAAUCGACCUGUUUUGGCUGUCGGACCUUCAGGCUAUCCAUUUGUUCCGGCACCUGGAUCUACAGAGACAAUGCCAAGUGAUUUAGAACUUCCCGGAACAUCUGGACCAAACAGCCCGUCACAAGCCAAUCGUCUGUCUAUUGAUAGAUUUGGUUCAUUUGAUGGCAUCAGAGCACCAAAAAGACACAAUUCUUCACGUUUUGAAAUUUCGGCUAAAAGAGAGUUAGAACAUCUACCGAAUUUCAAUGAAGUAUCGCCUGCCGACCAUAGCGAGCUUUUCCUGCGUAAAGUUGACCAAUGUAAAGUAUUGUUUGACUUUAACGACCCAGCAGCCGAUAUUCAAGGAAAGGAAAUGAAACGCAAUAUUCUUUGUGAGUUGAUCGACUUUGUAUCGACGACACCAAUCACAUUCAAUGAGCAAAUGCAUGCUUCAGUGAUUGAGAUGUUUGUAAAGAACCUGUUCCGUCCUAUUGGACCACCAGUCAAUCCAGUAGGAGAUAUUUUUGACCCCGAUGAAGAUGAGCCUGUUAGCGAGGUAGCAUGGCCUCAUAUGGCUCUAGUGUAUGACUUCUUCCUUCGAUUUAUGGAGUCUCCUUCGUUUAAUGUGAACAUUGCCAAGCAGUAUAUUGACCAACGAUUCAUUCAACAGCUGCUGGAGUUGUUUGACAGUGAGGACCCCCGCGAACGAGACUGCCUGAAAACAACACUACACAGAACUUAUGGCAAAUUCCUGACAUUACGAGCAUUUAUUCGUCGAUCUAUUAAUAAUGUCUUUUUUCAAUUUGUAUAUGAAACAGAUCGAUUCAAUGGUAUCGCUGAGCUGCUAGAAAUUUUAGGAAGUAUUAUUAAUGGAUUUGCACUUCCCUUGAAAGCUGAACACAAGAUCUUUCUCGGCCGAGUGCUACUGCCGCUUCACAAGGCAAGAGCUCUAAGCUUAUACCAUUCACAGCUAGCAUACUGCGUGGUUCAGUUUCUUGAGAAAGAUGAUUCACUGACUGAAGAGAUUAUUAUGGGAUUACUGAGGUACUGGCCCAAAGUCAAUUCACCCAAGGAAGUGCUAUUUUUGAUUGAAAUUGAAGAUAUAUUUGAAGUGAUUGAGCCACAUCAGUUCCAAAAGAUCCAUGUCCCACUAUUUAUGCAACUGGCAAAGUGUAUCUCGAGUCCUCAUUUCCAGGUGGCUGAGCGUGCUCUUUAUUACUGGACUCAUGAAUACUUUUGUAACCUGGUUACUGAGUAUUCAGAGACAAUCUUGCCAAUAAUAUUCCCGGCUUUACAUGAGAACUCGGGCCACUGGAACAGAACGAUCCAUGGUAUGGUGUUCAAUGCCACAAAGGUGUUUAUGGAAGCCAACCCGGUACUCUACGAUCAGUGUUCAAUCAUGUAUCGACAGGCCAAAGAGUCUGAAGAGGAACGCGAACGUGCUAGACUUGAGAGCUGGCAGCGACUAGAAGAUUGCGUCAAGGGUCUAAAUGGUCUCAAUAUCAACCAGGCUGAUAGCCAAGGUUCACCAUCUGCCAACAAAGAGAACAGUGGAAAUGAAACAACUUUUAACGUUGCUACGGACGCUGUUAAAGACGGCGAACAGACACCGGCCAAUAUAUAUGACCCAGAAACCACCGCAUUCACAAAAACCGAUCAACCCCUUCCUACCUCCAUACCCGACCUGACGACACGCGGCCUGAGCGAUGCCAAUGCCCACACCGAAUCCCCUGCCACCAGCCCUGCCAAUUGA